Molecule: messenger RNA, 1932 nt
Organism: Python bivittatus (Burmese python)
Lineage: Eukaryota; Metazoa; Chordata; Lepidosauria; Squamata; Pythonidae
Gene: TMEM238
Product: transmembrane protein 238
Source: RefSeq, a predicted model, not a curated record
UUGAAGGAGGUUAGUGAGCAAGUGGGAGCUUAACCAGGUUUCUUAGCUCUGAGGGUAUGGCAGAGUUAAUUAGAGUGUUGGUCCCUCCCUUUCUGGAACUGGUUGGACGGCUUUCCUGGCGCUCUCACCUGGGGCACUCCUUCUUUCCACUUGCAACCUGGAUAGUUGGCCUUCCUGCUGCUCAUUUUCCUCUUCCUCCUCCUUCCUUUAACUGGGUUUGUCUGUAAAUCCGCAUACUGGCAUAUGAAGGAACCUUUUUUUUUUUUUUUUUACAUGGCUGUUGCAACCUGAGCUUUGGGAUCCUUUUUUCCUCAGUUCUGAACAGUUCCCCAACUCCUCUCAAGUAAGUGCACCCUUUCAGCAGCCCCAACCCCAUGGUUUCCUCAGGACUGGGCCGUUGCCGGCUGGCCCUGGCGUUUGCGGUGUUCAUGGACGCUGCAGGCACCGGGGCACUGCUGACGGGCAUCUUUGCUAGACUGAGGCUGCGAGGUCGAGACUUUGGGGACCUUUUAAUCUACUCGGGUGCGGUGCUGGUGUUCCUGAGUCUGCUCGGUUGGAUUAUGUGGUACACGGGCAAUAUUGAGAUAGCCCCUGAAGAUCUGACGAGGGAUUAUCACGCCAAGGGGGGCACGCUAGCACGGCUUGCCAGGAAGAUCUCACGGACCUGGUCGCGACGCCAAGGUGGUGGGCUGGCCAUGAGGGCUGUUUCAAGCAGCCGAGAAGCAGCAUAGAGAUCUGUGAAGGUCAUAAAUGCGAGGAUUGGUCAUAAAGUUGCUUUUUCAUCACUGUUGUAACUGCGAACGGUUGCCAAGCAAGGCGGUCGCUACAUGAGAACUACCUAUAGUCUUAUAACUAUAAAAAUAAAAUAAAUAAAAUACAAUACUAACCCAAAAUACACAAUGAAAUAAAAUACUAACCAACCGGCAAUGGCUACUAACUGACUGAAUAGCAUGAGUCAUGUAUCAACAAGGAUCCUAAAACUGUAUGUAUUUUUGGCCAACCUCUGAAACUCUGUCAUUGGAAUGGAACUCUGGGUUUUAUACAGAUGAAGAUUCAUAAAAAUUAACAUAUUUUUAAAUAGCAUUUAAGCAUUUCACUUCACACAUGCACAUAGGGGUAUACCCCCACCCUCACUUCACAUGUUUACAGAGAGUCUCAAUAGCUUUGGCCUUUGAUCUGAGCACAUCCUUCCAGUCCUGGGAUUCUGAUUGCCAGUCAGGUUUCCCAGUUAUGACCCUACAUGCAUUGGGUCUUUCUCAUUCCCAGGAAAUGUACAGUGGGAAAAGAGAGGCGUGGUGCAUGGAUCAUGGGGGCCCAUGGGUGAGCGGGUAGGAUCCUAUUUCUCUCUGACCCCAAAUCCAGAACAUAAAUGCUGUUGAAUGCCUGUACAUGUCCUCAAAUCUCUUUAUAGUCAAUCCACUGUACAAGGCAGGUGGGGAGGGGAUGAAGGGGCAGAAAGUAAAAGUUACUCUCAUGGCAGAAGUGAGAAUAAAACUGGGGACUUCCUGUUUUAUAGUUCCUACUGUUAGCGGUUCAGCCGGCGACAGCUGCAGUGAACAAUCCGCACAUUUCCAUUUUUUAUGGCUCUGUGCAACUUGAAUGGGAACUCAUUUUAAGCUAGAAGGAAGGCUAAUAUCGUCCUUCCUUGCCAAGAGAGGCCCCUCUAGAAAUGCAGUUCAAGUCACAUAAUAGAGAAGUCAGGGAACAAUGCUAAUUGUGGAUGAACUUCUUCAUGGCUUCUGCUUCUUUGAACUGAAGCCUGUUCCUUGCCAGCCCUUCAGACAAAGGACUGAUCUGGAAAGACUUUUCUCAACCGCAGAUAUUCUUCUUUUCUGGGAGUCCUACUGGAUCAGACCAAGGACCUAUCUGAUUCAGUAAUCUAUUUCCUACAAUAGUCUACAACAGCAUUUCUCAAGCUCAGCAAUGUUAAGA